AUGCAAUAUUUGACAAAAUCGAUGCGACAAAUAGAAUUGGACACCCAUUUGCGAACUCAUUCGGGAGAAUCUCCGUUUGUGUGCCAUAUAUGUGAUAAAUCGUUUAUCCACAAACGAAUCUUAAAUAGGCACUUGCAAUAUCAUGAGGGAUACUUCAGUUACACUUGCUUAACUUGUGGAGCAAAAUUCUCAAAAUAUGACAAAUACUAUUCACAUCGCAUGCAACACACUGGUUUACCUUAUAAAUGUGGCUCAUGUGAAAAACAAUUUCCAGAUGCUUACAAGCAAAAUUAAGCGCCACAUUAGAGGGGUCCACAAGAUUGAACAGGAUAAAGAAGUAGAAAAACUCGUAGUGAGAAUAAAUAUAACAAAGGAACAUAGAGGAC
Messenger RNA from Anastrepha obliqua, 386 nucleotides. RefSeq names its product gastrula zinc finger protein XlCGF49.1-like. The record is from RefSeq and is a predicted model, not a curated record. The transcript is spliced from 2 exons. The coding region runs from base 1 to 294 and encodes 97 amino acids. NCBI's taxonomy places the organism in Eukaryota, Metazoa, Arthropoda, Insecta, Diptera, Tephritidae.